AUGUGUGAACAAACCAAACGAUACUUUUCCCCACGUCUUGUUGAUUAUGUCAUUAUAGUUGGUUGUCGGCAUCCGAAUAAAUACAAUCAUGUUACUCAAACACCUGAAUUACUUCGACGCUAUCCAUUAGAAGAUCAUAAAGAUUUCGCUCUACCGCCAGAUGUGAUCUUUUUUUGUCAACCAGAAGGCUGUAUUAACAUUGGCCAUCAACGGACUGGUAUACAACCAAUUACUUCGUUCGUGUUUACAUUGACUGAGAAAGAUUCUAAUCGGCAACGAUUCGGUAUUUGUGUCAAUUUCUAUCGUCAUUUUUCUCGACGAACAUGCACAACUUCUAAUCAUUCUCAGCAGCAUAAGACUGACGGUACGGAUUCGUCGGAUGAUAGCGCUGAUAAAAGUAAAAAUUCAACAGUGAAUGAUCAAGUUGGUGAUGAUGGAAACGAAAAUAUCGAACGAAAACGUAAACGACGAGUAAAAAACAAUACAUUAACAUCCAUUUGUUUGAUCAGUCACCAUCCAUUUUUUACGCGUUUUCGAGAAUGUCUUAUUACAUUAAAAACGCUUAUCGAUGCUUGUAAUGAACGGUCAUGCGCAAAGCGAACUGGUGCAUCGCGAGGAACGUCUAGAGAAACUGUCUGGGGUGUUCUAACAGGACAUGCUUAUGAAUGUACGUCAAGUAUUGUAGCUCAUGAACUUCGAGAAAUUGAAACGUGGAUAUUACGAUUGUUAAGUGCACCAGUUUCCAUUCCCGGCAAAACAAAAAUCUUAAUCGAAACACUUCCGAAUGAACCUCCGAUGUUAUUUGCUCUACCUGAUCAUACACGCUUCUCAUUAGUUGAUUUUCCUCUGCAUUUACCAUUGGAAUUAUUAGGAGUAGACUUAGGUAUACGCGUUUUAACAUUAAUUAUGUUGGAAAGCAAAGUUGUUUUUCAAUCACGAGAUUAUAAUGCAUUGACAAUGAGCGUGUUGGCCUUUGUAGCAUUACUUUAUCCACUUGAAUACAUGUUUCCUGUCAUUCCACUUCUACCUACUUGUAUGACUGGUGCUGAACAACUUUUACUCAUUCCAACUCCAUUUAUAAUUGGUGUACCUGCAAGCUUCUUUCCUUACAAAGGAAUGGGAGCGCGAAGAUUUGAUGAUAUAUGGAUUGUUGAUCUUGAUGCUAAUCAGAUUAUACCGCCUCGGCAUGCUGAGCCAUGUUUCGACAUCCCCGAAUAUGAAUACAAUACCCUAAGCAAUCAUUUGAAACAAGCAUUAGGUAGCAUGUCUUCUGAUACUGAACCAAUUCAAAAUUUUGAUACGAUAUUGAAUGAUAAGUCCUAUGCUACAAAUCCGAAAACGCUACCAUUAAAAACUUAUAAUCUUUUCAUAUACGGAAAUGAUAUUGAUUCAGUGGAUAUAGCAACACGAGUAGCAAUGGUUCGAUUUUUCAAUUCUCCAAAUAUAUUUGGUAAUUUCAAUGAACAUACGAGAACAUUAAGAUUACAUCCACGAGCAGUUGUUGCUUUUCAAUAUACAAGCUUUAUUCGGUCGAGACCAGUGAGAUCAGCGUUCGUUGCUCGUUUAGCAAAAACUCAAGCUGUGGAAUUCUUUGCUGAAUGGUCUCUUUGUCCUGAUAAUGUUGCCUUUUUACGUGUACAAACAGGUGUCUACGAUCCUGCUCUGAUCGGUGAUAAACCGAAAUGGUAUAGUCGGGAUCUAACAGCAAUACAGUUCAAUAUCAUGGAUGAGAACAGUACAUUGGGACAAGCAGUCAACUCUUGGAAUGGAAAAUCGAACGAUGAUGAACAAACGCCAACAGAUGAGAGCGGAAGCGAUUCCGAAGAUGAUAGUCCAAAUUCGUGUUAUUCAUCGUUGAAUGAUUUUGUAUUUGAAAUGCGCAAUAGUGAAAUCUGUGGAGAAAUUCGAGAAAAUAAACUUUAUCCCGAGAAUCAAGAAAAGAGCGCGUUUGUCGAAUAUUCCCAAGUGUACAAUCCACCCGAAGAGCUACAAAUUCCGGAAAGUUUAAAUACAAAGGCCAACACCCAUGAAUCGAAUCCAUUGAUGAGUGAAUCAACAAUCAGUUCGAGUUCGAAUUCAGAUAUUAAUUCUCAACAUCAUUCACCUAUCGACGAGAAGUAUUCCAUCUUAGGUGAUUUAUCAGAAACAAUACUUGAAAUGGAUUCGAAAUCAAGUUCAGCAACCAUCACACCGAUAGCGAAAACUUUUCCGAAACCACUAUUUGACUUAAAGUCAGCACAAUUUGAAACUGAUUCUUCGCAAUCCUCACCCUUACUCAUCCGUCGACAAAUUCGGAAGCAAGAAAGUGACAAUUCGGAAAGUAACAUAUCAAUCAACUCGCCAGAAAUCGAACAAAUAUCUGCCGAAACUGAAUAUAAAACGCCUGAUUCAAUCGCCACAUCGGAUGGUUCAUCGAAACCACAUCCUAAUCGACCACCAGCAAUUUCAUUGUCGAAACCCAAUCGUAGAGUCGAUAGGUCAACUGUGAAUAAACCUAAUACACCUUAUUUCAAUACAAUCAUCGCCAAUCGGCAGCGUGAUUUCAUUCGGCAACAAAGUGUAGAGUUAAAAGCCAAUACACACAGUGAAAAUCAACAAUUUCUCAAAGAAAUUGUCAACAAUAUUCUCGAUGGAUUAGGCAUUGGCUGGUUGAAAAUCAAUCGAGUGAAGAAGUUAAUGGAAGAUGAAAAUUAUCGAAACUUUGUCUUGAGUAGACUCAAUGUGAACUUGGAUAAGAAAUAUGCUGACGAACAUGAUCAUAUUGAAGAUGUGAAAAUCAAUCAAACAGUAUUCAAAGGAAUGACAAAUAUAUUACGUGCUGUUAUUCAAGGUCUCGAAGCAACUUUCGAGAACAAUGGCGUGGGCGGAAUGGCAUCAACGUUUCAAUUGUUAGAAAUUGCUCAUACACACUAUUGGGUAAAGGAUUCAACUAUGCGAAGUGACCUAAGUCCAAUGUCAGAACGAAACAGUCCAUUGAAUGGUAGUCGUGAAAGUUUAGCAUCAGCUGAUCCAGCUAUUUCGCCGAAUAUGGUAUCAAGUACAAUAUCUUUAUCCAAACCAAGUAGUAUUACUAGUCCUACAGCAGCUUUUGUUUCUCAAUUAGGAAGUUUCUGGCGUGAAUCAAAGUCAGUAAUUGCCCGCAGUUAUGCAUCUGCAACUCAAGCAACGAUGGGUUUUGCACCUAGUGUAGAAUUGCAUACGAAUCCAAAACAUUCGUUCUCGCCACAUGCUCCAUUUCAUUCCAGUGUAACUGUCAGUCCGUCAUUAUCAUCGAAUUUUAAUUCCGCUGAGAAAUCCUCACGUUCAAUGAUGAAUCAACCGCUUUUUGCUCAAUCAGCCGAUAUACCGGAUGUUAAUGGUGAUGAUUAUCAGAACAUCGAAAUUCCAUCAGAAGUUGUAUCGAAGUCUGAUGAAACGAGUAAUUCAAAUCUAACAGUGAUCGAGCAACAAGAUCGACCUGAUACAUUGAGUUUAACAAAUGAAAACGUCCAAACGCGUAUCAAUAUCUCACGCAUCAGUUCAACAGCAACUGAUGACGGUAGUGGAAACGAGUCGGCUUUAUCUAGUCGACGCGGAUCGAAGGGUAUGCACCAUUCAACUCGUGAAUCGCCUCAAUGGAAUGCCGAUGAUGACGAAAAUAAAUUGAGAAUUCGACGUCUUUCAACGGCAUCCACAGCCAAAAGUUCACUAUCAGUUGGAUAUAGAUUUCAUAAUGGAUCGUUAAUCCAAGUGGCUGAUAAUAAUAAUCUGUCUACGAACGAUAAACAAUAUUUGUUUGAAGUACUUGUGGGAGGUUCUCGUAGUCAUCUCUGGGAUCAAAUGCAAAUUUGGGAAGAUGUUUUUCUCGAUGCUGUUGCGCAAGAGCGAGAUAUUAUUGGACUUGAUCAAGGUCCAGCGGAAAUGAUGGAACGUUAUUAUUCACUAUCGAAUUCGGAUCGAAGACGUUUAGAGAUGGACGAAGACCGUCUAUUAGCGGUGAUGCUCUAUAAUUUAACUGCAUUUAUGAUCAUGAUGCGUGUUAGUAAAGAUGAAAUUCGUCGAAAAAUUCGUCGAAUGUUGGGCCGAUGCCAUAUUGGUCUGACUAUGAGUCAACAAGUGAAUGAAUUGAUUGAUAAUAUAUCAAAUCUAAAUGGAAAUGAUGUGGAUUUAAGGCCAGUUGGAAGUCGUCUUUUGCAAAAGCAGAGUUUUACUGUACAUUGGGGAACUGAUAAUACGGGUGACAUGCUAUUUAUGGAGGUUUGGGACGAUUGUCUUAUACUCCGAAGUGUAAUGGGUGAAGUGCAUGAUCGUUGUUGGUUUGAGAAAAUAGUAAACAUGACAUUUUCACCGAAGACAAGAGUACUCUGUCUAUGGAGGAAAGUCGAUGGUGAAACACAAUUAACUAAAUUCUAUACUAAACGAUGUCGAGAUUUGUACUUUGCAAUCAAAGAAACGAUGGAGAAAGCAGCUUCGAGAAUGAAAGGAACGUUACCAGGCCAAGAAGUCGGUGGAGAAUUUCCAAUUAAAGAUUUGAGUACGGGCGAAGGUGGACUCAUACAAGUUUGUCUUGAAGGCAUUUGUUUGACUUUUGAGAAUGAAAAAGAGUUCAUUGAAUUGCAAAAAAUUCGAAAAUGUACAACCCAAAAAGGCGAUAUCUUCGUUCUCGAAGAAUUUGAUUCCACUUCUAAACAACUGCGCAUCCGAAAAUACAAAUCUUCUAUGAUUCAUCCCUAUUUCAUCCUUGCCAUUAGCCAAGAUAUUCUGAUCGCCUGCGCAAAUCAACAAAUUCCUCUGACGACGAUGCGACUUACAAUAUUCGCUAUUUUCUGUGGUUUGUUUAUCAUCUUAUCAGUACAAGCACGUUCGAUCCCACCUGACGGAAGUCAGUCGUCCUUCGAAGAAUAUUUGAAACAAUUGGUUUUAUCCGAAAAUGAAGAUUCAGAAGAUCGUACUCAGUUUGUAUCUAAUAUCGAAGAAAAUAUGAGCCCAAAAGUCAAACGAGGUUUCUUCUUUUUCCCCGAACGACGUUCUACGAAACGGUACUAUCGUCCAAUCUAUUCUUACGGACGUAAAUCUCAUUGGGACACAUUUUUUGGAUAG
Molecule: messenger RNA, 5079 nt
Organism: Adineta ricciae
Lineage: Eukaryota; Metazoa; Rotifera; Eurotatoria; Adinetida; Adinetidae
Source: the annotation of a GenBank genome assembly